Molecule: messenger RNA, 3408 nt
Organism: Python bivittatus (Burmese python)
Lineage: Eukaryota; Metazoa; Chordata; Lepidosauria; Squamata; Pythonidae
Gene: PSRC1
Product: proline and serine rich coiled-coil 1
Biological process (GO): mitotic metaphase chromosome alignment
Cellular component (GO): spindle microtubule; microtubule cytoskeleton; spindle pole
Molecular function (GO): microtubule binding
Source: RefSeq, a predicted model, not a curated record
GGGAAAUUUGAAUUUGCUGUUGCCUCUUUUUUGGCUGUUUGUAAAGAGCGGAGGAACUUUGCGUUAUUUAAUAGUAUCCUUAGAUGACUGCUAGAAAGCAUGGAACCAUCAAAAGAAGAUAUAAAAUUUAUUACUGAUGAGACACUGGAUUUUGGACAGUUUUCUCCUUUGGAUGGCAUUGAUGGCUGCUAUAGACAAGAAGAGGAAGAGUCUAUAACUCGCCCCCUUGGGCUCAGUGACAAGAGUGUGGCACAAGCAGUUGAUCUGAACAUUUUGUUGGGGGAGAACGAUGAAAGGGCCAGAGAGCAAAUUCUCCAGUGGAGCCCCCUGACUCCAGAGAAGCUGGAAGAGGUCAUGAAAGAAGCUAACCUGCUGGCUGUGCAGCUUGAGAAAUGUCAGCUGCUGGAAAAGCAGAAUGUCAAUUCUGAAACAAAGCUUGAGACAGUUCUAGAACAUGAGCUUUUACCUCCAAGUAGGUUCAUGUGUGCAGAGACCGAGAGUCCCCAGAACUCCCGGAGAAAGACUUUCAAUGUGAACAACAGUCCUCUGAAAGCUCUGCUCCCAACAGUGGAACCAGUUACCUGCUUGGCACAAGGUUCCCCCAAAGCUCUCUUCUCCAAGGGGGGAAAUCCUCAUUCCUGCCUUGUGGACUUGCCUAGUCCCAGGAGACUCCAAAAUGUAUCUUAUGUUUGCAGUCCCGAUGUUCCCCAGUCUAAGCUCUCUGAACCCAAGGCCUUGAUGACCAGAGUGACAUCUGGCACUAAAAAGCCUCAGGCAACUAUCAGGAGCAGCAGGACAGAUAAACCACUUGUCCUCCCCACUGCCACAAAAGGCCAGGAGCCUUUGCUGCGUUUGAAACCUCUCCCUCAAACCAGCAGAAGGAAAAUGCUGAGGAAGACAGAAGCUUCUGCUAAAAACUGUCCUGAUCAAGAUCCACAGAUAUAUCUGCAGGUCUCAUCUAGCAGAGGGACAGUGCCUGUGGCACAAGUGAAAGGAAAGCUGAAUCCUCAGCUGCGUCUCUUGCAGACCAGCCCUGUGAAAAGAAUUCCAGCUGCUCCAGAAAAGAUGGUACCUCUCCAGAAGAUAAAUGCAAGUCAGGUGAAAACUAUGGGAGGCCAUAGCCCCAAAACACAAGCCAGCUCCAAGCCUCGUGGUGGCUCUUUUCAGGUUCAAUCAAGGCGCACUGGCACAUCUGCACUGGCAAGCCAACUCCCAGUGCCAAAGCCAACCAGUCAUACUGCUGCUGUUUUAGGUAGACGUACAGUUCCUGGGAAAUCCAGCCAGCUUAAACCAAUCAGUUCAGAAACAUCUGGUGGGCAGGGAUCCAUUAGAGUAACUUCUGUGGCUGGGAAGAAAGCUGCAUGUCAGAAGCCAGUCCCUUCUGGCACUUUUCAGAACAGCAGGCUGCGGCUGCCAAAGAAGACAACUUCUAGCAAUUCAAGGUGAGGGACUGGCUCCCUGGGUUUUGAAGCCACUUAAGAGGUCCUGCCUCACCAAUGUGAAUGAAAUAACAUUGGCUCCCUGAAGAUAGUCUAUGGGAAGAAAGUCAACCCAUGUAUUAUCUGGAAUGCUCAUCUGAUGAAUAUUCUGGAUACUGAAUGCUUGUGGAUCUGACGGCUAGCAGCUGAAAAUCUAUCCAUGUUGUUUAUAAAAGCAAAAUCCCAGUCCUUAGAUUUAAAAAAUGUACAUUAUUGAUUGUUCUAAAUAAUGGAAUAGAUUUGAGGUGUAUGUAAAAAAUGAAUAUAAUACAAAUGUUAAGUGCAUGCUGAUUCCAAACAUUUGUGAAGCUGUCCUAACUCUCUACUCCACCUGUCCUUUAAGAUAAUACUACCAGCCAUUACUAAAAUCUUGGGAACAAGCCAGAAAGAACUGAUAAUCUGGAAUGAUGCCUUCCUUUUGAAGAUAAAGCUGCUUUGGUCUUCUGUCACAGGAAACUCUUGUAAUCACUUCUUUCAGGACAACUUUCAAAGCUUACACUGUGCAUCUCCUCUAAUGUUAUCACACUCUGGGUUUGUGGUUUGAGGAUAUGGAGUAAGAAGCAUUACCAGCUCUUGUCCUGUCAUUACAUUCCUUAGAUUUAUAGAUGAAACUUGUGUGGCUGGAAGUCUGUUUGAGCUGCAGCCUAUGAAGCUUUGCUGAGAUGUUGCUGAAAGGGAAAACUUUGGCUCCUCUAUACCAAUGCAAACUCUCCUUACUUCUUGAUGGUUGGUUUAGCUUAAGACUUCAUUAGAAAAAAACAGUCUUACUGGAGCUCAGUGGAAUACUUAGUCUCUUACAAGGAAUACCAUUAUACAGCAUAGAGCUGUAAAGAAGCAUUAUGUAAUACUGAAUAACAUAUGCACUGUUGAUCACUUUGAUACUUUAAAAGUAAACACUAACAUACAAUUUCAGUUGUUAUAUGUAAGGACUUAAUUGUUUCUUUUGGUUAAACUUAAGAGUAAGAAAGCUUCUGAUUCUUAUUAUGUGAAAGGCUACACAGCUCUUAUUUCAAACCCCUUAUCUUUUCAUACUUAUUCCAUACCUCCUCUUUAUAUUAAACUGAGGAUGGUCAGUGGUACUACUAUUUAUUCACAGAGCUCCUGCGCUAUUAAUAGUUGCAUAAAAGUUAGGAACCUAGACAGAGAUGGAAAAAAAAAUCAACUUCCUCUAUCUGUUAUACAGUUGCUAAAGAUAAAGAUUUAUCCCAAGACACAAAUCACAUUCAUAUAAUUAGCAUUUUUCUAUUAUUCCUGAGUAUUAGUGCAUUUGUGGCUUAGACCCUCCUUCCUUAAAAAGAUGGAAAAGCAAUACACAAUAUUGAAAAUACACUUGCUUGCAAGCCAGUUUUGUACAAAGACCUACAUAAAGAUCAAAGAAUAGUUUUAAAUAGCUGCAGUGGAAUUCUUAGAAGCUCAGUUUUGAACAGAUCUACCUGUCUGCCUUCAUCAGCCAUCUACUUAAAUUUGCAACAAUCUACCACAGAGGAAGAUGCCUUGGACAAAAUUUUCAGCUUCUUCCUACUCUAAAUUAAAAUGGUGCUUCCCCAAUGUGCAAUAUAGCUGUGAGUGAAGGAGGUUGAGACUAUUUAGCAAUCACUGCACAGAAAGUGAUGUAUUAAUGUGUUAAACUCUGCAAUACUGUAUUAGUUUCAAGACUAUACAUUGACAGGACUCUAUCCAAAGUCUGUGGAAUGAUUCUUGGAUAUGUGGAAAUUCUUCCUCCGGCAAAUACUAAGGAAUGGAAUGUGAAUAAUUCUUUGCAGCUUAAGUAGUUGCAACAGUGAAGUACAUAAAUCCUUAUGCCUUGUGUAAGAUUGAGAGAGCAAAUACUGUGACAAAAUGCAGUAUCAAUUCUUCCACUAUAUUCAUGUAUGUUGUAGCUAAAUUUACUAAUUUCUGAAAAAUAUAUGCUUUUCUAAUAAAAAAUACA